AUGCCGCUGGCCCUGACGUCAAUCAUUCCCUGUGACGACAUUCCCCUCGUGUCUCCACAACGGAUUCCUCCCGUACUGGAAGAGCCCUGCCCAGGGAUGCCUUCCUGGUAUAAACCUCCAGCUCGACGACUGCAAGAUGCACUUCAAGAGUGCGCCGAUCUAGAUCGGGAGCUCAAAGUUCUCGAGACUUCAGGGCACACUCGAGUGGGGGCCUUCGCAAAGCCGUUGGCGAUGAAACAAAAGUCUCGCAAGAACUCCAAGCGCGACAGCACACGGAAAGACAGCAGAGAUUACCUAAAUCCCGAGACUCGAGACGACACGAAGGAGUUCAACGACGACGAUGAUGAAUCCUCGGACCCAUUCAUCAACCAGUUCUACGACGAGCAAGGACGGACUUUGUCUGAGCAACUUUUACGCGGUCGGAUGCGCGUAUUGGCGCUGGUGAAGCUCGUGCACGGGCAACACCACGUCAGUAAAGCUCAAGCGGAACUGGAGCUCGGAGAGGCUUACGCACGAAUGAACCUCUGGAAACAGGCGGAGCUGCAUGCUUCAUGCGCUGCCAAUUUACUUCGAGAGAUCGAGAUCGAAACGCAAAAGGAGCGAGGAGCUGGGACUAAAACUCCAGGCGGACAGAAAGACUCUGGUAAACUGCUACAGUUGGCGCUAGAAUUCUUCUACAAUGCUCAGAGCGAUGAAGCUACUCGAGGACGCGUGGAAGUUGAGGAGCUGCUGGAAAGUUUGAACAAGGAUGCCGAUGCAGGAAGUCGUAACCAGCUUUUGGCUGCGGUCUUUACGCGUGACGUUCUGGAGAAAGCUUUCGGAUCGGAGCAAACUUUGCACUGGCAGCAACUGCUGCUGAGGCUUGAAGAGCUGAGUGAAGAACUUCACCAACACAUCACGUUCGUAUCCGCUCGGUUGCCUCCAGGCGUGGCUCAAAUGUUGAACGCGUUGUUUGUAUCUCUUGAUACAGCAGAAGACGGCAUCGUCCCGUUCCACACGUUCCUCGAUCGUCUCCAGACUGCAAGCGCGGACUUCAGCAACCGUAAAUCGUCCGCUGCGUCGUACAUCCAAGGGCUCUGCUCCACUCUGCAGCGCGUACUCAACCGAGUGAGCUACCACUCGCUCACGUGGACAGAAGUUCUCACGCUGGGGGCGAAUGGGAAUAUCCGACUUCCUACUAAUGCUGAGGGCUCCGAAUCUGACGAUGACAGUCCUCCAGUCUUACUAGCAAGAGUGAAGCUGCUGCUCAGUCGCGUUUAUCUUCGCCGCGGACAACUCGAAGAGGCCGUGCGCUAUGCCCUAGUGGCAGUAGUAGCAAGGGAGAAAGAUAAUCCGGACAGCAGCGACUUGGUGCAGUUCUACCUUGUAGCCGCUGAGGCUCAGGCGAGGCGUGGACGGCAGCUCCGUGUUCUCGGGCAACAAGCGCGUCGUGAUCGCGCUGAACGCUGGUUGAAAACGACCGAAGGCUCUCGUCAUCUGCGAUCUCGCGCGCUGGAAGAGGUUGAGCUUGCGAGUGGCAGUGGGGAUCCAUUGUUAUCGAAGAAAGACGCUGAGGCUCGAGCUAGAACGGCCUUGAUUCAAGAGCUUACGAUCUCUCCCCCUGUUUCAACGCUGAGUACCAAUCACCCAGGCAGCGACUACGAGGCUUCCGCUCGUUCGCUAAUGGAUGAAGCGCUGGAGAAUUGCAGUAAGGCUUGGGAGCUUCAGGAACGCCACUUUGGUCGAGAACAUGUCACCACAGCAGCAGUCCACGUCGCUCUGGCACAGGUUCACCUUCUUCGCAGUGGAAACGAGGAUCGAACUACCAGCUCUGAGGAGGCGAAGGACGCAAUUACGGAGGCGAUACGCUGCUUCUCAGCGGCGAUUGAUAUCUACGAGAACGCGUGCAGUGGAGCUGUGCCAGCCUCAGCUUUUCUUCACCUCGAGCUGGCCAAACUGUACCAGCAGGAUCAACUCAAACAGAAUAAGGCGCGCGCCAAGUACGAACUCGUCGCUCGAUUCUUCGCCACGUUCUCCACCGAGUUCGCAGGCUCUGAAAGUACGAAGCGAGAGUGCUCCGCCUUGGUGUUGGAUGCUUUCAGACAAUGGCUGACGCUCAGUCGGAACGACCUCAACACUUCGCUCGAGGAUCAGCGCGUAGUUCUCUCUGAGAUGUACGAUGUCAGUGUCAAUGGCUAUGGAGAAUUCUCGCUAGAGGCUUGUGAAAGUGCAGCGGAACUUGCACGUAUGCUGCACCGAAUUGCCACCUCAAGAGAGAGUCAACGAUCUCCUUCAAGUGAGAACCACGACAAGCUACGCACCGCUACCAAGUUACUCCGAACCGCGACUUACAUCGCCGAAAGCCUGUUGGGUGCUAACGAUCGUCGGUCGUGCAAGCUCCGCAAAGAUGCAAACGAGAUCGAGACACAGAUGCGAUCAAUGCUCGCUGGAGGACAGGAAGACGGCGGUGGAGGCCACGAGUGGCUCACCAUCUAA
Messenger RNA from Phytophthora sojae, 2475 nucleotides. RefSeq lists its product as hypothetical. The record is from RefSeq and is a predicted model, not a curated record. The coding region runs from base 1 to 2475 and encodes 824 amino acids. NCBI's taxonomy places the organism in Eukaryota, Oomycota, Peronosporomycetes, Peronosporales, Peronosporaceae. Gene Ontology annotation, molecular function: protein binding. The transcript has a single exon.